GGUUGUUCUCGCUAAGGUGGGUCGGUAGGAACCAUGGCGGCUCUGACUGAUGUGCAGCGGCUGCAGGCCCGAGUGGAGGAGCUAGAGCGCUGGGUGUACGGGCCGGGCGGGACGCGCGGCUCGCGGAAGGUGGCUGAUGGCCUGGUCAAGGUGCAGGUGGCUUUGGGGAACAUUGCCAACAAAAGGGAGAGGGUAAAGAUACUGUACAAAAAGAUUGAAGACCUGAUCAAAUACCUGGAUCCUGAGUACAUUGACCGCAUUGCCAUACCUGAUGCUUCAAAGCUGCAGUUCAUUUUAGCAGAGGAGCAGUUUAUCCUCUCUCAGGUUGCGCUCCUGGAGCAGGUGGAUGCCUUGGUACCCAUGCUGGACAGUGCUUACAUCAAAGCUGUUCCUGAGCAUGCUGCCCGCCUGCAGCGCUUGGCCCAAAUCCAUAUCCAGCAGCAGGACGAGUGUGUGGAGAUCACUGAGGAGUCCAAGGCUCUCCUGGAGGAAUACAACAAGACUACAUUGCUUCUCUCCAAGCAGUUCGUGCAGUGGGAUGAGCUACUUUGUCAGUUAGAGGCCGCCAAGCAUGUGAAGCCAGCUGAGGAGUAACAGCUACUCCCCAUCCCAGGGUGGACCAGGGCAGCCAGGCUCCAGGGCUAUGUACCAACUGCCUUUGUAACAAGGCAGAGGCGGUUUUAUAUUUAUUGGAUAUAAGGCCCACGUGUCUACUUAGGGCUCUGAGGUCCAAAGUCAGCUUACCUGAGAUUUACAAUUUGCACCCCCUUUCCCCAUCAGUGUUCUUAUUCCAGUGACAAUAAACUGUAGAGAUUACACAGCCAGGAGUGUGCUGGCUCUGUGGUCUAGAAUGGGGUUAGUGGAGAGCUGAGCUGUCAAACUGCCUAGUGGUUGGACUGGAAGCUGUACUCAUCUUGGGGCUCCCAAGACUAAGACUCUCAUUUGAUCUAUGUGAAUGGAACAUGCUUUUAUCCAUCCAUUUACCCCACAUUUACCAAAUACCCUCCAAAUGUCAGGUGGGUGAACAAAGGUAGGGCUCACCUAACCCCUGCCCUGCAGAGAAAAAUGACAGUCCCAUAGGUGAUCACCUGUUCCUUUGGGGCACAGAAGGAAGGAAUGAAGCGGGAGGCAGCCCUGUGGGUGAUACACAGGUACUUUCAGAGCCAAGGGAGCAACUUGUGUAAAGGCAGAGAGGAUCCUUGAAAUUCUUCUCUUAGGAGUCUACCUGGUGCCGCUAGCUGAGAAGAGGACCCCAAGAGGUUUGGCUAGAGGAAGUUUUAGGUUCUGGGGAGGGGAGUUGGGAAGGAGGGACGCGGACUAGAGUAAGCUGGGAGAAAGAGAUUGGCCCCGCGCUCUACCAGGUGUUUGCUGCCCCCUUGUGGUUUGCGAGUGCUCUAGUUGCAGACCCCUUUCCCAUGCUUGCGGGUCAUCCCCACCUGUGCGAUCUCAUUGGCACCUCAAAUUCAGUGUGUCCAAACUGGUCUGAAACCUGGGAGUCAUCCUAGACUCAGAAUUUCCUACUCUAUCCAGACAGUUGCAAACCCUUCACCGAACUAGUAUCUCUCAACUUAAAUCUACUCUAUUCCCUCUGCCAUUUCUCUUGGUAUUAAUUCAAAUAAAGAUUUAACGAACAUU
Molecule: messenger RNA, 1635 nt
Organism: Nycticebus coucang (slow loris)
Lineage: Eukaryota; Metazoa; Chordata; Mammalia; Primates; Lorisidae
Gene: DCTN3
Product: dynactin subunit 3
Exons: 7
Coding region: 34-594 (186 amino acids)
Biological process (GO): cytoskeleton-dependent cytokinesis
Cellular component (GO): dynactin complex
Source: RefSeq, a predicted model, not a curated record